AAUUACCAAACCGAAGCAAAGACGAAAACGCAGAGACGACAGAGUUCAAAGGACUAGGAGGGAGGGAGAGAGAGACGAAUCGCCAUUUCCCAUUUCCUUUUUCCAGUUUUCACAGGUAGUGUAAUUGAAAAAUGAAUGAUCAUUUGAUUGUGUGCGUUGAUCGGCUGGAGAACCCAGAUGUGACCGUACAAGGGGACCAAGUGACUGUGGCUUCUGCGUCCAGUGAAAAGCCCACGGAUAUGGUGGGACAGUCUUCUUCUGCGGUGGUGGUGGUGGUGGCGGUGGUGGCGGAGGAGGAGGGAAAUGAGGGUUCGGAUGAGGAAACGCCGCUUAUAGGGGUGGCGGAGUGCCGCAUUUGUCAGGAGGAGGAUUCUGUCAAGAAUUUGGAAAGUCCCUGUUCUUGUAGAGGCAGUCUUAAGUAUGCUCACAGAAAGUGUGUUCAGCACUGGUGUAAUGAAAAAGGAGACAUAAUUUGUGAAAUAUGCCAUCAGCCUUACCAACCUGGUUUUACAGCACCUACUCAAUCUCACCCUGAAGAGACUAUGAUAGAUAUGGGGGGAGGAUGGCAAAUCUUGGGCACACCUUUGCAUUUGCAUGAACCUCGCCUUUUAGCAAUUGCUGAGGCCGACCAUCAGUUUUUGGAAGCUGAGUAUGAUGAUUACAAUGCUACAAAUGCCAGCAAACCAACAUUUUGUCGUUCAGCUGCACUGAUUUUAAUGGCUCUUCUAUUAUUACGGCAUUCAUUAGUUGUGACAGAAGCUGAUGAUGAAGACUCGGCUACCAUUUUUUCUCUUUUCUUGCUUCGAGUUGCUGGGUUUCUUUUGCCGUGCUGCAUCAUGGCCUGGGCUAUCAGUAUCUUGCAGCAUCGUAGGCAAAGACAGGAGGAAGCUGCAUUGGCAGCAACACAAUUUGCAUUUGUGCUACAAUCAGGCCAAACAAGGGGUGUACAGUUCACAAUAGGAUCGACAGUGCCCUCAGUGCCUCCACAGCAGGAACAUGUUUAA
Ilex paraguariensis (yerba mate) is the source of this 1004-nucleotide messenger RNA. The record is from the annotation of a GenBank genome assembly. NCBI's taxonomy places the organism in Eukaryota, Viridiplantae, Streptophyta, Magnoliopsida, Aquifoliales, Aquifoliaceae.